GGAAACUUCAGUAUACAGCUGGGAGGCCGGAGCUAGCCGCUUUUGUGCACCGUUUUAUAAAGUCCUAGGACCAUAAAACUAAAUAAAUAUUAAAAAAGAUGAAGCCAAACAUAAGAUUUCACGUCUUCUUCGACUCCCUAUUUAAAUUUUUUCAAUUGUGACGCACAAUUUUGUAAAAUCGUUGUAAAUUAUUUUAAUAUUUUAAUAGAGUUACCGAAUAAUUAGCGUCUUAAGUGUAACCAAAUAAUAUAUUAGCGCUAAGUAAACAUCAAAUAUUUUUAUAUGAAUGUGAUAUCUGUGAAUUGUUAAAGUAAAAUUUCGUUCGGGUACUUCGUAGAAACCAAAAGCAUAGCUUACUGUUAUAGCUUUAGUCGCAAGUAGGUGCUAGUCAAUGUUGUAAAAUAAGGAAAUCAAUUAUUAAUAAACGAUGGAGCCGUAUUCUGACGAUUUACUGUGGUUGGUCGUUUGUGGGUUCGUGGUGGCUUUUAUUUUGGCGUUUGGAAUCGGCGCGAACGACGUCGCCAACUCUUUCGGGACCAGCGUGGGCUCGAAGGUGCUGACUCUCACGCAGGCCUGCAUACUCGCUACGAUAUUUGAAAUCGCCGGAGCCGUUCUCAUUGGGUACAAGGUGUCGGACACGAUGCGGAAGGGCAUCCUGGACGUGUCGCUGUAUGCGGACGGCGGGGAGCGGCUGCUGGCUGCGGGGUGUCUGGCAGCGCUCAUCGCGGGGGCGGCCUGGCUGAUCGUGGCGACGGCGUUACGGCUCCCCGUGUCCGGCACACACAGCGUCGUCGGCGCGACCGUCGGGUUCACGCUGACGGCUAAAGGCCCCGUUGGUGUGAGAUGGUCGACGCUGGGCGCGAUUGUGCUCUCAUGGUUCAUCUCGCCGGUGCUAAGCGGAGCGGUGUCGGCGUUCAUUUUCUGGCUGGUCCGAAGAUACAUUCUGCGCGCCGUUCAGCCUCUGACCGCUGGAUUGACAGCGCUUCCGUUCUUCUACGGGUUCACCAUAGCUGUUAACAUCCUUAGCAUCGUUCUGGAUGGACCAAAGUUGCUGGGUAUGGAUAAAAUACCCGUCUGGUUGUCGCUGGCGGGAUCCUGUAUUUUGGGUGUGGUGUCAGCUAUUCUAGUCAGAUUAUUCCUAGUGCCAUACUUCCACCGUCGCCUUGCACCACCUCCAGUCAAUUUCACUUUAGGGGUUUCCAAUGAAACAACUCCAGCUAACACACCAACACACGCCAAAGCUAUCCCUCAACGUCCGACGUCACUCCUAUCAGAGGACGGCAAGCUACUGGAGGCAAUAUCGGAGAGCGCUGAAAUGGUCACUUUGAGCGACGCAGACAAGUGUUCCGUUGGCGUCAAAGAAAUGAACGCGAGAAAUAGAGCGAUCCUAGCCACAAUGGACGACUGCAGCAUACUAUCGAGGAGUCUCAGCCCACCCAACAAAUCUAGACUGCAGUUGAUAGACGCAGACCCACAGAUAAACACUCUGAAGUACAUAGAUGAGACUUUGAGCUGCUGCAAGAGUUUAGACUCGACGCAGUUGGUCGGCAUGGGGGAGAGUUACGAUUCAAGGAAUGGUUUUCUGGGAGAUUCCUGUGAUACGAUAGCUCGAGGUGAUAUCUGUCGGUUGACGGGACUGAUGCCGUUGUCUGCCGCCGUGGAGUUCGAUACACCAGUUUCAAAAAUCGAAAAGCACCCCGAAGGCAGCGCUUGGAGUAUAGAGUGCGACGGCAUGAACGGCCGACUGCCCGCCAUCACGCCCAACUCGAGCGCCGCGCCGCUACUCCGUGCGGCGACGUCGCCCCCGCCCGCACCGCAGCCCCCACCUCCUGAUACGCUACGGCUGUUCUCCUUUCUCCAAGUGCUGACGGCGACGUUUGGUGCCUUCGCCCAUGGAGGCAACGAUGUUAGCAACGCCAUAGGUCCACUGGUCGCGCUAUGGCUGCUAUACUCGGAGGGCGGGGCGCACGCGCGCGCGGAGACCCCGCUAGCUAUACUCGUGUUCGGCGGAGUGGGCAUCGCGCUAGGUCUGUGGUUAUGGGGCCGCCGCGUCAUACGCACUGUGGGGGAGGAUCUCACCAGCAUCACUCCUGACACCGGGUUUACGAUCGAGCUGGGCGCGGCUCUGACGGUGCUAGUGGCCAGCAAGGCCGGCCUGCCCAUCUCCACUACACACUGUAAGGUCGGCUCCGUCGUCUGCGUCGGAUACUUCUCGCAAAAGUCUGUUGAUUGGAGCUUAUUUAGAAAUAUAAUAUACGCAUGGGUGGUGACAGUGCCAGCCGUGGCCGCCAUAGCAGCUCUCGCCAUGCUGACACUAGAAGCCUUUGUUGUUUAAACUAAGUGCAACCUUUUGAUAGGGCUAUUUCAAGGCCGCGUAGAGCUUUAAAACGCUCGACGAAACAAUAACUGCCUACCAAUAACAUUUGAGACUGAUCGGGAUCUGCCAAUAACGACCCGUCUGAUCACUGAUCUACCAAUAGCAAAUCUGCAUGUGCGCACCCACCCCGCUCACUCCUCGUCCCACCAAAGAGACCUAUCUUUUGCUAAACGACCUUUAAAGUAAUGUGCGGCCUAUAACAGUGGCGGAUUUCACAUAAAAUUCCUCCUUUCGAUUAUGCAAACUAAACAUUCUUUCAGCCUAUAAUAUUUUUGUAAUAGCCCUAUCAAUAUAUUUAUUUAGGUUUGUAAGACUAGUCGAUACUCAAUACUGAUGCAAGUCGCAUAGGUCAGAACUCAGAACUCAGCUAAAGAUGUGAUUCGUCAAUUGUAUGUUAUGAAAACUUGUUGGAUACAUGAAUUGAUUAGUUAUAAUAUAAUAUUAAAAGCAUGGCCAGAAAAUAAAAACCUGAAUGUAUAUCGUAAUACUUCAAACUCUGUCUGAAAAUGUCCAAUAAGGUUCACAUCUUUAUCAAAAAAAAAAAAAUGUUUCAUGAUAGUUAAAGAUGUCGAUUUGCAGGUAAAUUUUGGACCAACGUGAUUUAGUCGGGUUAGGCCCAGCAAAAUCUAUCACAACUAUAGUCUGUCAAGAAAGCGAAGAAAUUAAAAAAGUGGC
Molecule: messenger RNA, 3052 nt
Organism: Aricia agestis (brown argus)
Lineage: Eukaryota; Metazoa; Arthropoda; Insecta; Lepidoptera; Lycaenidae
Gene: NaPi-III
Product: sodium-dependent phosphate transporter 1
Exons: 10
Coding region: 428-2335 (635 amino acids)
Biological process (GO): phosphate ion transmembrane transport
Cellular component (GO): membrane
Molecular function (GO): phosphate transmembrane transporter activity
Source: RefSeq, a predicted model, not a curated record